CCAAAUUGAAUUUUGCGCGGCGAUGAUAAUUAAAGAGUUUCGCAUAAUUCUGCCUUUAACGGUAGAUGAAUACCGUGUUGGACAGCUGUGGGCUGUUGCAGAGGCAUCCAAAAAUGAAACUGGAGGCGGAGAGGGAAUAGAGGUUCUGGUAAAUGAACCAUUUAGUCCUCAAGUCAAUCCUCCUGAGUCACCUUUAAAAGCUAAUGAUGAAGAAUUCUCCUCUGGGCAGUACACUCAUAAACGUUUUUAUCUGGCCAGAAAAGUACCUGGUUAUGUACGUUUGCUUGCGCCAAAAGGAUCACUUGAAAUUGACGAAAAGGCCUGGAAUGCUUACCCUUAUUGUCGUACAGUUUUACAGAUUCACAAUCUUCCACCAAAGCUCUUGGCUCAACGAGAAGUUAUUUAUAUUGAUAUUGUAAAUGAUCAAUUGCACAGUGCUUCUGACUAUGAUGCAACAUGUGACCCUAGAAUAUAUCAGUCAGUUAAAACUGGUCGAGGUCCAUUAGUAGGUUCAAAAUGGUGGGAAAAUACAGAUCUACCAAUAAUGUGCGCCUACAAACUUGUCACAUGUGAAUUUAAAUGGUGGGGUAUUCAAAGCCGAGUUGAAAAUAUGAUACAGAAUCAAGAAAGGCGAAUUUUCCUUAAUUUCAACCGUCAGGUUUUUUGUUGGCUUGAUAAAUGGCACGGACUUUCUAUGGACGAUAUACGGGCUAUAGAAAAUAAAACUAAAGAAGAAUUGGAUGAACAACGCCUUGUCGGUAGUGUUCGUGGCACUGUGGCUCAUGACUAAAAUAC
Schistosoma margrebowiei is the source of this 795-nucleotide messenger RNA. NCBI's taxonomy places the organism in Eukaryota, Metazoa, Platyhelminthes, Trematoda, Strigeidida, Schistosomatidae. The record is from the annotation of a GenBank genome assembly.